Molecule: messenger RNA, 1907 nt
Organism: Oryzias melastigma (Indian medaka)
Lineage: Eukaryota; Metazoa; Chordata; Actinopteri; Beloniformes; Adrianichthyidae
Exons: 8
Coding region: 617-1591 (324 amino acids)
Source: RefSeq, a predicted model, not a curated record
UGUUUGAAAGGCUAAAUUACAAUAUAUUUCUGUUUCCCCCUACGACCACCAGAGAGAGCCAUCUCCUUAAUGUUUACUUAUUUGGUUAUAAAUGAAUGACACAGAACUACAUCUCCCAUCAGCCACCUCACAUUGUUGCCCGACCCCACCAUAUUUAAUCAGGCACCGGGCUUUCGACUGCCUCUUUUAGGCUGGGUAUUACGUUCCAAUUAAGCGUUUUAUUAUUAUUAUUUAUUUAAUUCAUUUUAUUAUAUGACAGGUUGGACUAGAUGUUAAAUUAAAAAAAAAUAAAAUAAAACAUUUAAAGAACCAGAUACAUUCUAUCCAUCGAUAUAUUUUUAUAAAGUUUUUAAAGUAGUCAAAUUAUAUAAUAAGAAAGUAAAACUAGCGUGUUUUUGCGUUUGUGAAUUUAUUUUUAAUGUGUUUUUAGUUUGUGUUGAUAAAGUUUUAAGGUUCAAGCUCCUCCUACUUGAGCGUCAUCUGCGUCGUCGCACCUCAAAACUCAGUUUCACUUCCUCGUAACGGUGAGUUGAUUUUUGUCUACAAAUGUAAGGAUUUUAAUCCAACUUCAUAACGAGUGACAGAACCGGGACCUCGGUUCUCAUCGGUCGGAACCAUGUUUAAGAAAACAGAACCCCACGACGCAUGCGCAGCUUCUGUUCAAACCAUUGGGACAAAGUUCCAGACUGACUCGUUGAUGCAGAUUCUGUCAAGAGAAGACUUACAAAGGCUGUUUCCUGGAGCAGAACAUCUAAAGCUGAGAAAGACCAUCUAUGAAAUCCUUCAUGAUCAGAAGCAAACUCAGGAGUUCCUGAAAUAUCUUAAAAGUUGUAUCCAUCAAAACUCUCUCAACGAUGCUGCUGUGACAGUAUACCUUCAAAGGAUAAACAACAUAAAGGAUCAGCUGGAUCAGAUGCAGACUGUCCUUGAAGCUCAUAAAAUGCAAAAGGACAUCAACAAAAGCCAGGUUUCUCAAAAAGGUUCCUCAUCAGACACCAAAGCGCUCAUGAAAACCAAUGGGAUGCAAAGAGGUGCAAGUCUUUUAUAUAAAAAUAAAAAAGAACAACGCAGAUUUAGCUUUUUACCGUUCUUCAGCAGUUUAUUUUCUUCAGUCGAUGAUCCCCCACCGAAAAUCUCAGAAACAGUGAAGUACAAGAUGGUGGUCGGUGAUAAAACCUUUGGAGCUCAUCUUCAGCUUUUGGACCAAAUUCAGACUUCAGGAUUAAAUCUGAUUAAGGGAAAGGAUGAAGAAAGCUGCAUCACCAUCGUUUUCUGUCCUCUUACAUCUCGGAUUGGAACAGACGCUGAAGCAGCCAUGAGGACGGUUCCAGCUGAUGAUCGCGUCAUUCUGGUCCUCAUGCAUUACUCCCAGGAGCCCAAAAAUGUUUCCUCCUUAAAAGUUUUACCUCAUCACCCUAACAUUGUCUCUGAGGUCCAGGUUUUCUACCAUGACAGAAAGAACGGUUUAUUGAGGUGUGAACAAAAUGAAAAAGCUGUCAUUGAGUUAAAGGAAGAACUAAUAAAGUAUAGCAGACCACAAUGUUCUGGACCCAACUAUGAAAACCAAAGCAACAGUUUUACUUUCCUUUAAUCAAGUCUGAUGUGUUGUUAGCUUAUAGUGCAGUUAAUUUUGGUAACAAUGUUAAGUUGAUUUAUUUUUAAUCCACAAACAGUUUUCAUAUCACAAUCUUGUUAAAAACUGAAUAUAAAACAGAAUUGUUUUGUUCUAUAUUUAUAAUUUGUUUAUAUAUAUAUAAUAUAUUUUCUUUAAGUGUUGUAGUUUAACUUUUUCAACAUUGUAUCUUACUGCUUGCUGCAGAAAAUGUGUUAACUUAGUUUAAGAGGAUCGUUAAAGAGGGAAAGAAUAAAGGCCCUACGAACGUUUAAGUAGUGGUUUAAAUGGUAAA